This is a messenger RNA of Fonsecaea multimorphosa CBS 102226, 4218 nucleotides long. RefSeq lists its product as uncharacterized. The coding region runs from base 1 to 4218 and encodes 1405 amino acids. The record is from RefSeq and is a predicted model, not a curated record. Gene Ontology annotation, molecular function: protein binding. The transcript has a single exon. Gene Ontology annotation, cellular component: Ski complex. Lineage: Eukaryota; Fungi; Ascomycota; Eurotiomycetes; Chaetothyriales; Herpotrichiellaceae.
AUGGCGUCGUCCAAAGCCGCCUUAAAGGCGGUUAAGGCUUCCUUGGACACCAGUCAAUUCGCCAAAGCAGCGGAGCAAGCCGAGGAUUUGCUCAAACAAGACGACAAGAACUACACAGCCCUCCUCUUCCUUGGAUUCGCAAGAGAGAAGCUUGGAGAUCUAGAGGCUGCAGAGAAAGCCCUGCACGGAGCUGCCACCGUCAAGCCCGACGAUGUCCAAGCUUACAAGGGGCUGGUGACUCUGUACGAAAAGCAAGGCAAAGCCAAAUUGGACCAAUAUCAUGAUGUGGCAUUCAGGUUGGCAGAGAUAUACGCACAGCAAGACGACAAAGGUCAAUGUCAGAACGUGAUUGACAAAUACGAGCUGUUUGCAAAGAAACAUGGCAGCCGAUCACAGUACCGUCGGGCGCUCGAGCUCAUUCUACCGACCUCAAGCCUCUACUCUACCCUCGAGGGCCGUGUUCUACAACCGAGUCUGGCCUACCAACGCAUCCUGGAGUCAGCAGAAGCCGAAGAGAAGGAGUGGAUCAACACGCAGAUUGGAGAAAGAAGGACGCGUCUUGGAGCAAAGAUUGAUCAAGUGACUCGACAAGUCAAAUGCGAGGCUAUAAGCAGGUUUCAGGUCGAGGAAAAGUACGCUGGUCUCAUUGAUUGGACAAGGGAUGAUGAUGCUCGUCACGAUCUCGAGCAGAAACUUUUCGAGCGCAUGUACGACAAUUUGCUUGUCCUGCCGGAGGAAUCCAAGCCUGUUCAACGGGACAAGGUCCUGAAUAUGGCAAAUGGCAUGGUCAUCAUCAAACACCCUUUUCUCUUGGCUUGGAAAGUCGCCCUUGAGUGGGUUGAUGCCGAAGAGCUGGGAGACUGGGAUGUCAACAUCUUUCGCGAGUACACUGGCUUCUUUCCAGAGGACGGCCUGAGCAAAGUGCUCCGUGGCUUUCUCGACAGCGACGCCUCGCCGUUUCCGCACCUACCAGUCGAAGAGAAGGAGGGAGAAGAGACGCCCCAGAGGCUUAGUGAAGCAGAACAGCUCAUUCUAAUGAAUGAAGGCCUUGAACGGUGUCCGGAAUCGCUGCUUGGGCAUCGAAUCAUGGCACAUGUCUACCUCGGUUUGAAAGAGUGGGAGAGCACCGUCGAUAUUGCGAGGAAAGCUCAGAAAUUGCACCUAGAUGCUCAACGCCGCUAUGCUAUUGACCUGCAAAACAGCCUCGACGGUGUUAACCUCAUCCUGGCAAAUGCAUUGAUCACAUUUCAAUCACCGCGACAUCACCCCGAAGCCAAAGCAUUGUUCCAAGACAUUCUCCGGCGGAAGCCCAAGCUUACUGCUGCCUUGUUAGGUGUGGGACUGAUCUACGAGGACGAUGAAGAUUACGCGGAGGCCGUCAAGUUCUUCGGCCAAGCAGCCGAACGUGAUCCAGAUAAUGCCAGGAUCAAGAUCGAGCUCGCGUGGUGUCGUGCGCACAAUGGGCAACUCCGCGAGGGCCUGCAGGGACUCCAGGAGGUGCUAUCAGCGAUCGAAUCAGAAAAGCAACAGAACUUGGCCAUGAAAUCAGUCACUCUGUACCGCAUCGCGUACUGCAAUUGGCAUAUUAACACUUCCGCAACCGCUCGGAAAGACAAGUCUGGUCCUUAUCAGUUUCUCAUCGCCUCCGUCAAGGCCGACCCAAAUUACGCACCCGCUUACACCCUCUUGGGGGUCUACUUUCAAGAUUACGGCAAAAGCAAAGCCCGAGCGCGCGUUGCCUUGCAAAAGGCAUUUGAGCUCUCCACCUCGGAGCUCGAAGCCGCGCACCGCCUCGCCAAGGCCUUUGCGGACAAUGCAGAAUGGGAUCUCGUGGAACUGGUCGCCCAACGUGUUGUGACGUCGGGAAAAGCCAGGCCGGCUCCAGGUUCGAAGAAGAAAGCUCACAGUUGGCCCUACACGGCGCUGGGGGUGGUGCAGAUGAACAAACAACAUUACACGCAAGCGAUUGUUUCCUUCCAGCAGGCACUGAGGAUCACACCAGAUGAUUACCACUCCUGGGUCGGACUCGGCGAGAGCUAUCACAAUGCCGGCCGACAUGUCGCUGCCACGCGGGCGUUUGCCAAAGCUGCGAGUAUCGAACACGGUCUGUCGCCCGAAGAGACCUGGUUUGCCAAGUACAUGCUCGCCAAUGUUCAACGAGAGAUGGGCUCCUUUGACGAGGCCAUUGCCGCAUACAGAGAGAUUCUUGUUCUGAAACCGACAGAGUUUGGAGUGCUUAUUGCGUUACUCCAGACGAUUUCCGAGAGUGCGUGGGCAAAGGUUGCGCUGGGUAUGUUUGGCGAGGCGGCAAAACUUGCCUCCUCUGUAAUCGAGCUGGCGAAGCAGAUCGCCGAACAGGGGACCGACGUGUUCAAUUUGUGGAAAUCUGUUGGCGAUGCUUGCUCUGUUCUUGGGCACGUCAAACUAUACACGAACACGACAGAGGUUCAGGCGGUGUCCGAUUUGCUGCAGAUUUCCCUCCAAGACGAGUUCAACACUCUCAAAGACAUCGACAAGGUCGAUUUUGGGUUCCUCACGGCCGCCGGCGACUCUCCAACUCCUACGGACACAGCGGACAAAUAUCUCUUGGCCGCGAUCCUCGCUCACAAACGUGGCGUCCAUGCUUCCUCAUCCGACCCACUCGCCCAAGCCGUCUCGUGGUACAAUCUCGGCUGGGCAGAACAUCAAGCUUAUGUUUCUGGCGGGGCAUCUCUCAAAAUGCAAGGCAAAAGACCUCGCAGAUUGCUUAAAGCGUCAAUGACAUGCUUCAAACGAGCCAUCGAGCUGGAAGCCGGCAACUCCGACUUUUGGAACGCACUGGGCGUGGUGACUAUGACACUUAGUCCCAAAGUCUCGCAGCAUUCAUUCGUGAGAAGUCUACAUUUGAACGAGAAUAAUGCUUGGACGUGGACGAAUCUCGGGGUGUUGUAUCUCUUGAACAGCGAUACUCAGCUCGCCGGUGAAGCUUUCACGCGUGCACAAUCGGAGGAUCCGGAAUAUGCGGAGGCAUGGAUCGGUCAGGGGUUUCUGGCGAUGUUGUUCGGAAGCCUGAACGAAGCGAGAGGUCUGUUCAUGCACGCGUUCGAGAUUGCGGACUCUUAUGUUCUCCCUGCAAAACGCCACUUUGCGCUGUCAGCGUUUGACCAUUUGCUCAAGGAUUCGUCUCGGUCCCAGGAGGUCAUUGCUUUGUUGAGGCCCCUCUUCGCCUUGCGCCAGUUUCAUGUCCUGGAGCCAGGUGAUAUGAUCGCGACUCAUCUCAUGGCUCUAUUUGCGGAACGGGUUGGGGAUCAUUCUACGAGCGUCGAGGUCUUGCAGGAAGUCUGCGACGCGGCCGAAGCAGAGUAUGAAAAGUCCGAGUCGGACGAAUACCUGGUCAGGUUUGCGCAGGCGAAAGCCGAUCUAGCUCGUGCACAGCUUGCGUGUGGCGAGUACGAAGAAGCAGUUUCCAACGCGGAGACUGCGCUCGAUCUGUCUGGUGAACCUGGUGAUCUUGGCCCGGCAUAUGCAGAAGCUCGCCGAAAAUGGCGCCUUUCAGCACAUCUGACGGCAGGCCUUGCACAAAGUCAUUUGAAGCAGAUUGAAAGCUCGAUCAAAAUGUUUGAGGUGGCGCUACAGGACUCCGAUCGGGAACCAGAUGUUGUCUGCAUGCUGGCCCAAGUUCUGUGGGCAAAAGGUGGCUCGGAGGAGAAGGAGGCGGCGAGAUCGCAGCUGUUUGACGUGAUUGAAAACCAUCCGGGACACGUUCAGGCCGUCGCCUUGCUCGCGGUCACCGGCCUGUUAGACAACGAUGAAGAUGUGCUGGAAGCUGUAGAGGAAGAUCUCAAGGCAUUGAGACGUGGAGACGAGAUUGGAGUGCUGGACAAGAUUCGCGUCAGUAAAGUCCUGGCUGGCAUUGUUGGCUGUCGACCUCGGAAAACCCCCGCGGAUCAAGUGGAUGACGUUGCAGUGGUUGCAGAUGCUCUUAACGGGAUCAUGCUUGCACCAGGGCAACCGCAAGGCUGGCUUGAACUCGCGCAAGCGGUGGACGGGGACGAAGACGGCCGUGUUUACGCUGCCGAAAUGGCGGUGCUUAAUGCUGAGAGACAGAUUCCACCGGGUGGCAACCUCACUGCGGAGGACUUGGCUAGGGCCUACGAAGGGACGAGCAGAGCAGAGGAUUUUCUUAAGGCGAAGAUGCUCGCGCCGUGGAGGCUGGAGAUCGCUGCUGAGGUUUCGUGA